Arachis ipaensis is the source of this 1393-nucleotide messenger RNA. The record is from RefSeq and is a predicted model, not a curated record. Lineage: Eukaryota; Viridiplantae; Streptophyta; Magnoliopsida; Fabales; Fabaceae.
CCAAAAAUGAAAUUACCAAAAAAAAAUCCACCGUGUUACGAGUAGUAGUAGCAGCUGGGUCGUCUACUCUGCGUCCUGUCUGAGUCUCUUGGUCUCUCAGCUGUCUUCUGCUGUCGCCGGAGCUCAUUGGUGCGAGUUCUGCCAUUGCGUCAUUUCAGGCGAGGCAGUUAUUGUUUUGAGAAUUGAGAUGGCGGUUGUUCAGUUUCAAGCUACUAUGUGUCUGAAUCGUCCCCUUGGCUGUUCUGAUGGGCGUCUAUGUUUUGCAAGACCUCGUCAUUUCCUUCCCGAGAGAUCCUCCUUCCCAAAUGCAGCGCUUCAAAUUGCCACUUCAAGGACAAAUGCUUCCAUUGCUAAAUCAACCGUUACUCUCUGCUCUACCCAAUCCCAAUCCCAAACUCCCCAAGAGUCGUCUAUUGUUAAAGAAAAAAGUGUCUCCGUUGUCCUACUCGCUGGAGGCCAGGGGAAGAGGAUGGGUGCUAACAUGCCCAAGCAGUAUCUUCCACUUCUAGGUCAACCAAUUGCACUCUAUAGUUUCUACACUUUCUCGCGCAUGGUUGAAGUGAAAGAAAUCAUUGUCGUUUGUGAUCCUUCAUACAAGGACAUUUUUGAAGAUGCGAAAGUGAAUGACAAAGUAGAACUUAAAUUUGCACUUCCUGGAAAAGAAAGACAGGAUUCUGUCUACAAUGGGCUGCAGGCUGUUGAUUCAAACUCGCAGCUUGUUUGCAUUCAUGAUUCUGCAAGACCUCUGGUGUUAUCAGAAGAUGUGAAAAAGGUCCUUAAAGAUGGAUUGUUGAAUGGGGCUUCCGUUCUUGGUGUCCCUGUGAAGGCCACAAUCAAAGAGGCAAACAAUGAAUCAUUUGUAGUUCGAACACUGGACAGAAAAACGCUAUGGGAGAUGCAGACCCCUCAGAUAAUCAAGCCCGAGUUACUAAAGAAAGGAUUUGAGCUUGUAAAUAGGGAAGGUCUUGAGGUAACAGAUGAUGUAUCCAUUGUAGAACACUUGAAACAUCCUGUUUAUAUCACUCAAGGAUCUUAUACCAAUAUCAAGGUGACAACGCCUGACGAUUUGAUAUUAGCUGAGAGAAUAUUGAAUUUACACUCUGUAGAAAAGUCCUCUUAAAAAGUUUUUGCCAUUUGAGGAAAAAUCAUUCUCAAAUGUAUGUUUGCUGAAUUAGAAUGCUUUUGGUCCUCCUGCAAGCAAAGAGAAAUGUUGAACCGGCUUUGAUUAGGCAAAUUCUUUUUUAAUCUGAUACCAACUUCAUCGUCACCCAAUUAAUAAAGCACUCAUGAGGGCAUGACUCAUGAUCCAAAAUGCAAACGAUUAAAGUUUAUUUGUUUAUUUAUAUUUUUAUCUUCCAAUAAAUUGCUUGAUUAAAUAAAAUCAAUUUCCCAA